This is a messenger RNA of Archocentrus centrarchus (flier cichlid), 3360 nucleotides long. RefSeq names its product regulator of chromosome condensation 2 (gene rcc2). Gene Ontology annotation, molecular function: small GTPase binding. The record is from RefSeq and is a predicted model, not a curated record. The coding region runs from base 281 to 1765 and encodes 494 amino acids. The transcript has 13 exons. Lineage: Eukaryota; Metazoa; Chordata; Actinopteri; Cichliformes; Cichlidae. Gene Ontology annotation, biological process: negative regulation of GTPase activity. Gene Ontology annotation, cellular component: membrane.
UUAGCUUAAUGAACCCUAUCAGUGACCUAUUUUGCUCAUUUUAUUCGACCUUAUUUUACGGGGGUUCAAGUAGCUUGAUGUUUUUGUACAAGAUACAAACUUUGCCUACUUCGUUUGUGUAGCGGCUAACUAUUUAACUUCACAUGUCGUGCGUUAGCACAUCAGCUAGCUUGCUACCCAACCAUUAUGUGAACAAAGACCUACAGAGGUUAGCCGCUCAGCCUAAUGAGGCUAGCAGCUAGCUCUUCCACUCACACCGAACAAAGCUUGGGAUUUAAAGAUGCCACGUAAGAAGGUGACAGAUGUCUCAGGGAACGGUGGGAUGAAAAGGAAGAGGGCCAGUGGGAAAAGGAAAGAGAGGGAUUUCAGCAGUGAUGAUGAGUUCGACUUUGAGCAGGAGAACAACAAGAAAUCUGGCAAGCUCACCACCAAGUCUGGUCUCCAACCGGUCACUGUGGCAGACGACGUUAAAGAGAAAAUAAAACUCGAGUGCCCAAAGGUAAAAGGCCACCUGCUCAUCUUCGGAGCAACCAACUGGGAUUUAAUUGGAAGAAAGGAGGUUCCCAAACAACAAGCUGCUUUCCGCAAUCUGGGCCAAAAUCUGUGGGGUCCUCACCGUUACGGCUGUCUAAAUGACGUCCAGGUUAGCUGUGUGGUGUCUGGUCCCUGUGCUGCUCAUAGUCUCUUCAUAACCACCGAGGGCAAGCUGUGGAGCUGGGGUCGUAAUGACAAAGGUCAGCUGGGUCAUGGGGACACUAAGCGUCUGGAAGCUCCCAAGUUAAUCGAGGCCCUGGCAGAGCAUGUUGUUGUUUCUGCAGCCUGUGGACGCAAUCACACCCUUGCACUCACAGAGGACGGCACUGCGUACUCUUUUGGUGAGAACAAGCUGGGUCAACUUGGUCAGGGCAACCAGACCGAUGCAGUCCUCAGCCCCGCACUGAUUUCCUACAAUGGGCAGCCCCUGGUGAAGGUAGCCUGUGGUGCUGAGUUCAGCAUGGUGGUGGACUGCAAAGGAAACCUGUACUCAUUCGGCUGCCCCGAGUACGGACAGCUGGGCCACAACAGUGAUGGAAAGUUUAUAGCUCGCGCUCAGCGCAUUGAGUUUGACUGUGAGCUCAUCCCUCGCCGUGUUGCCAUCUUCAUUGAGAAGUCCAAGGAUGGUCAGAUCAUGCCUGUGCCUAACGUGGUGGUCAGAGAUGUUUCCUGCGGGGCUAACCACACGCUGGUGCUGGACUCUCAGAAGCGUGUGUUCAGCUGGGGUUUUGGUGGCUAUGGACGUCUCGGUCACACCGAGCAGAAGGAUGAGAUGGUUCCCCGGCUGGUUAAGCUGUUUGACUUUCCUGGCCGUGGUGCUAGUCAAAUCUAUGCAGGCUACCAGUGUUCGUUUGCUGUCAGUGAGAUGGGUGGGCUAUUUUUUUGGGGGGUGACCAAUACUUCCAGAGAGUCAACCAUGUACCCCAAAGCUGUGCAGGAUCUAUGUGGCUGGAAGAUCCGCAGCCUGGCAUGUGGGAAGAGCAGCAUCAUCAUUGCUGCAGAUGAGAGUACAAUCAGCUGGGGACCCUCGCCCACAUUUGGAGAGCUGGGUUACGGAGACACCAAACCCAAAUCAUCCACCACUGCUCAGGAGGUGAAGACCUUGGAUGGCAUCUACAUUGAGCAGGUGGUGAUGGGCUACUCUCACUCUCUGGUCAUUGCCAGGCAGGACACUCAGCAGGAACAGGAGAAACUGAAAAAGCUGCCCGAGUACAAUCCCCGAACAAUCUGAGGGGUCCACCAGCAGUGACACCUCAACCCAUUUCACUGAGCGGAGAACAGCCACGCUCAGCGGGAACACCUGGCCUAUUAGUCACUGCUGGUCACGGCAUUGUGCUAGUGGGAUGGUUGGGUUUGAGGGGAGAGGUGUUCACAGGUCUGAAGGUCAUCCACACAUCUCAACCCCCAGCAAACUGACUCCACAUCAAUUUGAACAGUGAAAUCAGAGAAGAUGGGACUGGACACUGACAGAUGCUCUGAGUGGUCCAGCUCUCACAAUGAAUGGUCACGAUAUCUUUACUCCCCACCCUGAGUGAACCUGCAACAGUUUGCUCCAAGCACUUCACAUCCAGCAGAGUUGUGCUUCCCAAAAGCCCAUUCCACUUUCUUUUGUCAUUCAUGUCCUCAAGUCUUUGUUCAGUUUGUUUGUUGCAGUAUUGAUAGUUGUGACAUUUACAGGUGCUACUGCAGGGCCCCUCAGUCUUUUCCUACUGAGGGCAUUUCAAAGACCAACACUCCAUACCUGUGCCUUUUUCUACGUGUACGUUCAGGUUAUGGAAUUAUUGUUUAUUUUGUUCAGAGAAUCAGCUGAUCUGAUUCACUUCCUGUGGCUGUGCUACUACCACAGAUUACAAUCAGGAUCUGGAACAUGCACUGUGUCUCAUUUUGAAUACUUCCAGUAGUGCACUUUCAUGUAGUACUUAUGUACUUUGUUUCCAACUGCAUGAGCUUUGAUAGGAUCGUGUUUACUCAAACACAGCUUGGUGUGCACUUCCCCAACAUUACGUACUAAGAGUACGUCUUGAUAUUUGGCAGCCAUCUUGGUAAUGGCUCCAGGCAGUUAUUUUGACUUUAAUAUCAGUGGUCACAAAACUGCAUGUACUGAAUCACCGGUCAGAUCUCAUUAAAAUACUUUAAAAAUUUGGAGACCUUUCCCCCGGAUCAGAUUUAAAAAGCUUUUUUUCCUUUGAAGUUAGACUUCUGCCACACAUUUAGUGUCACAACACCACAGAGUGUCCACAACAUCAUUCUCCUGCCAAAGGUCUCAAACGUGCCACGCUCAUUUUUGUUAUGGAUACAGUAAACCAAGAAAAAUUAAAGAAGGCUCAGAUGCUUCCUGUUUGAGCUGUUGAGUACUCCAUUCAGAUACUCAGUUCACUCUGUGCAGUUGUACUUGUCAGUGCGAGCACACUUACGCAUUAAAAAUGUAAGUGCGGAAGAAUCUGAUGUGAGACACAGCAGUGAUGUUCUGUGCACUCCAUGCAGCAUUACAUUCCUGUGAUCUUCAGUGUUUGCAUCGAGGAUGCACCACUCAGUCCUUCCAAGACCGUAGUGUCUCUUAUAUCUCGUCUUUUGCUAAUUUGAUUAUUUUUAACUAUUCCAACGCUCUAAGCGGUUUCGCAAGCAGGUCAGAACUUCGAGAAGCAACAAUGCACUGUCUGAACUGGUUCAACAUAUCAAGGUGUGCUGGGGAAAAAGCCACAGCCUUGUCUUAAAAUUAACCGGUGUUUCUCUAAUCUGUACUGUAUUCUUUUAAUGGUGAAAUUUCUCUGGGUUACAUUUUGUUUUUUUCAUUGAAAUGGUUGAAUAAAGAUUCAUGUAAAUUAA